Messenger RNA from Peniophora sp. CBMAI 1063, 1668 nucleotides. Lineage: Eukaryota; Fungi; Basidiomycota; Agaricomycetes; Russulales; Peniophoraceae. The record is from the annotation of a GenBank genome assembly.
AUGCUCUCCAGCGAAUCCAUCCAAGCUCUCUUCCGCCCUUCAUCAUGGAUUGUCGAGCCCGAACCCUCCACAUUCGCACCGCGCGGGACACUCACCAACAAAGAUAUGGACCCCACACCGCCUCAUCUCCGCACAUGGACGACUAGGGACUACGUCGCGUACUGGGUCGCGAGUAGCUUCAACAUAUCGGCUUGGGAGAUUUCGAGCUCGAUGUUGGCGACGGGGUUGUCUUGGCGUCAAGCCCUCGUAUGCAUAGCUGUAGGGCACAGCAUCAUCUCCAUACCGAUACUGCUCAACGGCACCAUCGGAGCGCGUCUUCAUGUCCCCUUCCCUGUCCUCGUCCGCUCCUCCUUCGGCUACUGGUUCAGCUACUUCGCGGUCGUAAGCCGCGUCGCAUUGUCGAUGUUCUGGUUCGGUGUACAAAGCUACUCCGGCGGAGAAUGCGUGUACCAGAUGCUCAAGGCGAUAUGGCCGUCUAUCCAGAACAUGCCGAAUCAUCUUCCCGAGUCCGCGCAUGUCACGACUGUCAACAUGCUGUGCUUCUUCAUCUACAUGGUCAUCCAAUUCCCGUUCAUGAUCAUAUCUCCUCAACGCGUUAAAUGGUUCUUCCUGUUCAAAGCAAUCGUGUGCCCCGCGGCCUGUGUCGCGAUGUUGAUAUGGGCUCUCGUCGAAGUACCUGUGGGUCAGAGCCUGGGCAACAAGCAUACUUCGCUCAGCGGGAGCGAGCUGCAUUGGUCAUACAUGAGCGCGAUGAACAGUGCGAUUGGCAUCUGGCUCACCCUUGCCGUGAACAUCGCCGACUUUACACGCUAUGCGAAGACACCACGAUCGCAGAUGGUGCAGAUCGCCAUCAUCCCGCCCGUAUUCACCUUCAUAGGCUUCAUCGGCAUCGUCGUAACAGCAGCCGGCCAAGUCCUCUACGGCCAGAUCCUCUGGGACCCUACAACGCUGAUCAACCGCUUCUCCUCCCGCCCCCUGUCCUUCCUCGCCGCUCUCUCCUUCGCAAUCGGCACAAUCGGCACCAACAUCGCCUCCAACUCUCUCUCCGCCGCGAACGACAUGACCGUCCUCUUCCCGCGCUACAUCAACAUACGCCGGGGCCAGGUGCUGUGUUGCAUCAUUGGAGGGUGGGCGCUGGUGCCGUGGGAGAUUUUGAGUAGCGCGCCGGGGUUUUUGAACUUUAUGAGUGGGUAUACGGUGUUCUUGGGUCCGUUUGCUUCGAUUCUGAUCACGGACUACUACCUGGUCCACCGUUCCCUCGUCUCCGUACCCGCCAUGUACGACCCCGACGGUAUAUACCGCUACACCUACGGCUUUAACUGGCGCGCCGUCAUUGCUUUACUCGUCACUGUCACACCCUGCCUCCCCGGGCUCGCUAAGGCGGUCAACAACAACGUCGAUGUCGGCCAUUCGGACGGUGCGGUUCGGUUAUAUCAGGUCUCAUCUUUGUAUGGAUUCUUUACGGCCAUGUUCGUGUAUUACACUCUAUCGCGACUCUUCCCGGAUCGCAAGACAUUCGUCACGGUGGAAGAAUCUAUGGUGCCGAAUGCGGACAAGGCGGACGAAGAAUCGGCUCAUUCUUGGAUCGAGGUCGAGAAUAACAUGGAGGAGAAGAAAGAGCAUGGAGGUGUAGAGAUUGAAGUGGUAUCUGUCGCAUCUCGAUCAUAA